AACAGUGUUGGCCAUUCAUGACGAAUUUCGGCUGGAUGCGAUGGAAAGAGUUAGAAAUAUAAGUCAUGUAGUCGUAAAGAAACUCGAACAAUUGUAUUUGUAACGUGUUUUAAGCAACUGUUUCUAAAAGUCCCCCGUUUAUCCGUUAAGAAAACUCCCAAACGCGACACUAUAAACGCGUUUUUCCGGUUUCAAAUUUACGCACCCUCCUUGAAAAUGUCAAAGGACGACAAAUCAAAAUACGCACUGAAAAAAGCACAAAACACAACGACGUGCCCUUGCACAUUGCAGCACGAAUUCCCGCUCGGUGUUACGACGCAUCAAAACUCGGUGAAUAAAACCCGUUUUUUUCAACCACUUUCAAUCAAAAAUCGACCCACAUCGAUCAACCAUCGUUGCGGCCAUCGUUUCAACCCAAAACAGAGCACCGUUGGAGCAAAAGUGCAAAAAGUACGGCAAUAUGCGCUGCGGCCCCGACCGCCACCCUGCACUGUAGCCCGUGUGUGACGUCACAGGGGGGAGUUUGGUGAACAUCAUACGAUGCUAAACGGCGGCCUCUGAUUGGUCGAGACGGCAUGAUCUGAUGUGUUUGCAUCAGAUCGUCAACAUACGCGCAUACACGACGUCGUCGUUGCUUUGGUGUUUGGUUUUUCUUUCCUGACGACAGUGAGUGGAAAGUUUUGCCGCAUUUCCCUUUGGUGUUGUUCAACGGGGUGACAACUGUGAGUUUUUUUUUAAAAUAAAACAAACGUAAAGCGAGAAGACAAAACAGAAAAGUCCGACAAAAUGGAGCAGGACCGAGGGUGGAACGAUCCGUUCCACCAGCCGGGAUUGUUUUUCCCGAACACGGGCUUCAAGGAGGACGAGCUGGACAUCGCGGACAUGAACGAUAUGAGCGACAUCGUGGACAUUGCGGAAAUGUAUCAAAUGAACGAGGAAAAGCUGCUGAACAUGAUGGGCGAAGACUUCCUGUCCACGCUGAGCUGGGAAGGGACAAUUGGCGAUACGUCCGCCGCCGCUGCCGCCGCCUCCGGCUCCUCCUCCUCAGCCUCCAUGGCGAUCCCCUCGCCGAGCGGAGCGGGCGUCACGAUAAAGGAGGAAUGUGUCGGGCAGAAGGAGCCAUCGGCCGUACCGCCAUCCUCCCCAUCGGACACGCUUUUCCAGCCGAUCCCCAAGCCAUCGACCCCGUUGCAGUCGCCGAAGCAGGAGGAAAAGCAGGUGCUGCUCUGUGCUCCCCAGCUCCAACCCACUCCUGCCGCCACGUCACUGCCCACGCUAGCCCCUCAGCCGCACGAUCACGGACAGCAGUUGCAUCUGCAGCCGGCCAGCCAUCUCGUGGCGGGCACUCGCUCGGUCAUUCUGGCCCCGAGCCGCCCAACGAUGGCGGGUCAGGCAGUGGCUACCACCCCCACCACCACCUCCACCACCCAAACCGCACUACUGCUGCAGAACGCACGCACCCCGGUCACACAAACCUACCAGAAGAAGAUAGCCCCUGCUCCUGCACCGCCCCAGCAGCAGCAGCAGCAGCAGCAAACGGCCAACCUGCUGCCCGGCAUUGCGAACGUGCGCGUCCAGAAUCUGGUCGCAGGCGGGCAGCCGCUCAUGCAGCAGGUCUUCACGCUGCAGACGGUGGACAAGCAGUCCGUCUUCCUGCCCGCCAACACGCCCGUCAUCUACGCGAACGCGAACGUGCACUCGAUCGCGAGCACCGCGCCCGUCCCCAGCACGGUCACGGUGAAGACCAGCCCGAACCUGCACACGCUCGUCAACACGCUGAGCGGCCCGAUCCUGGCCGCCGGCAUACCGGUCGUGCUAGACGCACCGACCCAAGUGACAGCGGCGGCGGCGGCGGCGGCAGCACCCUCCCAGCAGUCGGCCGACGGGCAGCCGAAGGUGCAGCUGACCCGCCUCCAGCCGGCCGGCGUGCCGAAGGUAAAGGAGGUGAAGCGGUCGGCACACAACGCGAUCGAGCGUCGGUACCGCACCUCCAUCAACAGCUGCAUCGUCGAGCUGAAGAACAUCGUGGUCGGGGUGGACGCGAAGCUGAACAAAUCGGCCAUCCUGCGCAAAGCGAUCGACCACAUCCGGCACCUGCAGAAGCAGAACAACCAGCUGAAGCAGGAAAACAUGACGUACAAGAUGCGGCUGGCCGACCAGAAACACUCGCUGAAGGAUCUGCUCGUCGGGCAGCAGCAGCAGCAGCAGCACCACCACCCUCACCACAUGGUGGACGACCUGAUGAUCGGGCCGAUCACGCCCCCGCGCAGCGACGAAUCGAACCCGUCCUCGUCGCCGGCCCACUCGGACAGUUCGAUGCUGGGGUCGCCCUUCCCGGGGUCCGGUUCGCUCUCGUCGAACGGUGGCGACGACCUGCUGGACGACGAGAUGCUGUCCGGGCUGGGCGGCAUGUCCUCGAACGCGCGGCUCACGAUCUGCAUGUUCAUGCUGGCGGUGCUGGUGGUGAACCCGUUCGGCAGCCUGCUGUCGCUGGCGGGCGGGCGUCCGGACGCACCGGAGGAGCUGGGCACGACCCGCCGCAUACUGGCGGUGGAGGAGCCGUACUUCUGGUCGCGGCUCUCCUCGAUGCUGCUGGUCGCGCUCGUCAACCUGAUGUUUCUCGCCUUCUGUCUCGUGCGCAUGCUGGUGUACGGCGACCCGGUGCUGCUGCCCCGGUCCCGCGCCUCCACCGACUACUGGAAGCACAAGCGCCAGUCGGACGUGGAGUUCCGGCGCGGCAAUGCGGACGCAUCGUACCGCGAGGCGAAGCUGUGCCUGCAGUCGUUCGGGCUGUCGCUGCCGUCGACGCGCGUGCAGCGCGUGUCGGCCACCGCCUGGCAGUUUGUGCGCAUGUUCUUCCACCGGCUGUACAUUGGGCGGUGGCUGUCGCGCCGCACCGGCGGCCUGUUCAAGCCGGAGGGCGACCGGAUGCACGCGCUGCACUCGGCGCGCGAGCUGGCCCUGCUCUACCACCGGCUGAACCAGCUGCACCUCGUCACCAACCGGACGGACGCGAACGGGCUGAUGAUGAGCCUGUGCGCGGUCAACAUGGCGGAAACGGCUGCGUCCGUCAUUUCGGUGGACGAUACGAUCGAGAUCUAUCUGCUGGCGGCGCUGCGCGUGAAGCGGAGCUACCCCCGGCUGCUGCAGUACUACUGCCGGUACUAUCUCGCCCAGGCGAAGCAGCUGGCCAGCGACCACACGAGCCGACGGUUCCGCUGGCUGUUCACGCCGUACGGGUUCCGCUUUCUCACCACCAGCCGGUUCCGGUACGGCGAGCGGAUGGACGGCUCGACCGCACUCUUCACCACGCUCUGCAACAGUGCCGACCCGAUCGAGUACGUGAUGCGCGAGUACCGGCUGAACCUGCUGCAGCAGGCGCUACAGCUGCUGGUCGGGUCCGGGCACGAGCGGACGGUGCGCGACCCGGGCAGCGGGCCCGGUUCGCCCGGCAAGGGCAGUGCGGCCGGGCCGGGACCGCUCACGGGCAAGGAGACGAAGGAGGACCACCACCAUGGCAGCAAGUCGAGCGAGGCGGCCGAUCUGACCGCAACCGGCAGCGGCGUUAGCGGCGACAUACUGCACUUUACCGAGCUGCUGCAGGACACGUUCGGGCUGGAGAAGCCGGUCCCGUUCGAUGGGUGCAGCGUGCACGGCACCGACUGCUGCUUCGACGAGCUGGCCCACUGGUGGUGCAAUCUGCUGCGCGUCGCCGGCUUCUGGCUGCUGGGCGAGGACGAGCUGGCCGAGGCCCUGUACGGCCAGGUGGAAACGCUGCCGGCCGCCAUGCAGCAGCUGGAGGAUCCGCUUGCCCGCGCGCUGCUGCUCGCGUUCCACGCCAAGCGCGGCUUGAUCACCAAGACGGAAUCGAGCUUUGAGACGAUCUUUGGCCACUGUAAUGCAAGCAGCCGCUUCCUCGAGGACAGUCUUACCGGCAACAUCUGCAAGACGCCGAGCCGGCUGAAGUUGCUAUCGCAACUGCUCGCCUGCGACUGGCUCCUGGAAGCCCGAACGGCCCUCUGGGAGAUCGAAAAGGAUAUGCGCUACAACCAGCAGCUGCACCAAACGGUGCCGGGGCAAAUUUUGGCCGCCUUCCAGGCCGACCUGAACCUGCUCCGCAUGGUGACGAGCAAAUUCCCGAAUGCCCAGUCGCGCGUGUUUCUGUACGAGGCGGUCUGCCGGCUGAUGGCGGGUGCGGCGCCCGGUCCGACCCAGCAGCUGCUGGACCGCAGCCUGCGCCAGCGCAACUCCCGCUCGUCGCUCAUCUGCGGCAAGGACCGGUCGGCCCAGCUGGCCGGUGGGCGGGAGCGGGCCGCCGCCCUGUACGUCGCCUGCAAGCAUCUGCCCGCGCCCUGCCUGUCGUCGCCGGGCGAGCGGGCCGGCAUGCUGGAGGAGGCCGCCAAAACGCUCGAAAAGAUCGGCGACAAGAAGCGGCUGCAGCAGUGCUACCAGCUAAUGAAGUCGCUCGGCAGUGGCAGCGUGACGAACUGAGAGGCAGAGAGAGAGAGAGAGAGAGAGAGAGAGAGGAGCCGCGUAUUCCAAAUGUUUUGCAGCGCGUUUGUGUGUGAAUGUGUGUUUUUUGCAGCUUUUAAUUAAGGACGAAUCGACUCUCCAGAAAGAGCAGGAGAGGGAAGUGCGGCUAACCGCACGUAGCAAAUAAGCAAACAACUGGCGCACUAUUUAACAAUUAUCCUAGGCUAAGAGCAAUUGUCUUUACUGCACUUGUACCUUGUGUGAGAAUAAGGCCGAGAGUGGCCAAUGAACAACAUGUUUUU
This is a messenger RNA of Anopheles coluzzii, 4775 nucleotides long. RefSeq names its product sterol regulatory element-binding protein 1 (gene SREBP). The transcript is spliced from 5 exons. Gene Ontology annotation, molecular function: protein dimerization activity; DNA-binding transcription factor activity, RNA polymerase II-specific; RNA polymerase II cis-regulatory region sequence-specific DNA binding. The record is from RefSeq and is a predicted model, not a curated record. Bases 787 to 4491 code for a protein of 1234 amino acids. NCBI's taxonomy places the organism in Eukaryota, Metazoa, Arthropoda, Insecta, Diptera, Culicidae. Gene Ontology annotation, biological process: regulation of transcription by RNA polymerase II. Gene Ontology annotation, cellular component: nucleus.